Molecule: messenger RNA, 1110 nt
Organism: Dentiscutata erythropus
Lineage: Eukaryota; Fungi; Glomeromycota; Glomeromycetes; Diversisporales; Gigasporaceae
Source: the annotation of a GenBank genome assembly
AUGCUCUUUUGUCUUGUUCUUGGUGAUGCAGUCAAAAAUGCAUUCAUGAUCGAUAUCAAUAAAGAUAUGACUAUUUCUCAUUUAAAAAACUUAAUUAAAGAGAAGAAAAAAAAUACUUUUCAAAAUGUUGAUGCUGAUGACCUCGUGCUCUGGAAAAUUACUGCUAUUUCUAUCAACAAAGAAACCAUGAAAAUGAAAAUAUGUAUCGAUAUCAAUAUAGAAAAAGAACUUGGAGGCACAAGGUUAUUACCAUCUGAAGCUAUAAAAGAUCAUUUUAAAGAAUUAGAGAGCAAAGACAUUCAAAUCAUAAUACAGCCAUCUACCAUUGCAUCACUUUCUAUAGAUAAUAUAAUCAAUGCUGGUUUAAAAAUGGAAAAAGUGAAUAGUCCUUCUGUAACUAUGGACAAGUAUAUAGAGAGACCACAUUUAAGAUAUUUCAUUCAAGAUCGACUAGAAAAUAACAUAGAUGCUUUUAUGAGAGAAAGUUGUUGUCCAAAUGAUUACCAAGGAAUCAGUAUUUCUGAAAAUAAUUUUAAAGUCAUUUAUAUAUUUUUUCAGAUUAAUCAUUUCAUUGUUGAUUUUGAAAAAAGACCUGAACCUAAUCCAACUACCAAAUGUUAUCCUCAUAUAUUAGAACAUGAAGAACUUGUGAGUCAAUAUUUAGCAUUAUUGAUUUCUACCUAUUGUCUUGCAAGAAAUUCUGCUAUGAACUUACAAACAGUUUUAUUAGCAAUUUGGCAUUUUUGUCAAAUAUCUAAACAAUCUAAACUUUUGAUACUUUUACAACUUGAUGAAUAUCAACAUGACCAAUACUUAUUAACAGUAAUUUUGUGGUUUAUCUCUUCACUCAAUUGUGAUAAAAACAUCAAACAGCUUGAUGCUUUAAUUGUGUCUAUUUGUACAGGUACAGCCCUGACUAAAAUUGAGAAACCAGGUGAUCCAGAACAUCUAAACAUAACUGAUUACAAAGUUUAUGACAUACCUAUAUCUCUUAUGGAUAUAGAAGCACUACUUGAUUUUAUAGAUUCAGUUAUAGAAUAUAAAACAAACAAAUUCAACCUAAUCUCACAUGAAAAUCCAUUAUAUCACAUUCUGAUUGGUGCUGUCUAA